AUGGAAGGAUCCAGCGGGUCGAGUUUUGGGAUAGACACUAUUUUAUCCAGCGCCUCUAACUCUGGCAACCCCGUGCUAAUGAACGGAGAUUUUCGGCUCGGCGACAGCAGGACAGCGGAUUUCAGGAGUCAGGCGACCCCUUCGCCAUGCUCGGAGAUAGACACUGUGGGAACAGCCCCCUCGUCCCCCAUCUCGGUCACCAUGGAGCACGCCGCCGAUGCGCAUCUGGUCCAGGACAGCCUUCAGCAUCACCACCAUCACCACAACCAGCCGCAGAGUUUGCCGCUGUCGCCUCAGCAGCAGCAGCCGCUCGCCGGGGCCGGCUGCGCCCCGAGGACUGCCACCUCCUCGUUUCUAAUCAAAGACAUUUUGGGCGACAGUAAACCGCUGGCAGCCUGCGCACCUUACAGCACCAGUGUAUCCUCACCCCACCACACGCCAAAACCAGAAAGUGCCACGGCCGCGGACGGCUUCAGGCCCAAGUUGGAGCAAGACGAGAGCAGAAGCAAGUUGGACAAAAGAGACGACAUUCAGAGCGAAAUGAAAUGCAACGGGACUAAGGAGGAGGGCGACCGGGAAAUCUCCAGCAGCAGAGACAGUCCGCCGGUGCGCACGAAAAAACCCCGCAAAGCACGGACGGCCUUUACCGACCACCAGCUGAACCAGCUGGAGAGGAGCUUCGAGCGACAGAAAUACCUCAGCGUGCAGGACCGCAUGGACCUGGCCGCGGCUCUCAACCUGACAGACACGCAAGUCAAGACCUGGUACCAAAACAGACGGACGAAGUGGAAGAGGCAAACGGCGGUCGGAUUAGAGCUCCUGGCUGAAGCAGGAAACUACUCGGCCUUACAGCGAAUGUUCCCGUCGCCCUAUUUCUACCACCCGAGCCUGCUGGGCACCGUGGACAGCACGACGGCGGCCGCGGCGGCCGCGGCCAUGUACAGCAGUAUGUACCGGACUCCUUCCGCGCCGCAUCCCGGCCUCCAGAGACCCCUUGUCCCGAGGGUGCUCAUUCACGGCCUUGGGCCGGGGGGGCAACCGGCACUAAACCCCCUGUCGAACCCCAUGCCGGGCACACCGCAUCCGCGAUAA
Messenger RNA from Xiphias gladius (swordfish), 1092 nucleotides. It is a transcript of the gene barhl2, whose product is annotated as BarH-like homeobox 2. Lineage: Eukaryota; Metazoa; Chordata; Actinopteri; Istiophoriformes; Xiphiidae. Bases 1 to 1092 code for a protein of 363 amino acids. Gene Ontology annotation, cellular component: nucleus. Gene Ontology annotation, molecular function: RNA polymerase II transcription regulatory region sequence-specific DNA binding; DNA-binding transcription factor activity, RNA polymerase II-specific. The record is from RefSeq and is a predicted model, not a curated record. The transcript has 3 exons. Gene Ontology annotation, biological process: regulation of transcription by RNA polymerase II.